Molecule: messenger RNA, 1761 nt
Organism: Emericellopsis cladophorae
Lineage: Eukaryota; Fungi; Ascomycota; Sordariomycetes; Hypocreales; Bionectriaceae
Product: Quinidine resistance protein-like protein
Exons: 3
Coding region: 1-1761 (586 amino acids)
Biological process (GO): transmembrane transport; intracellular polyamine homeostasis
Molecular function (GO): polyamine transmembrane transporter activity
Source: RefSeq, a predicted model, not a curated record
AUGAGUGCUGCUCCUGAUCCGGAAAAGGGCCAUGCUCGACGCAGCUCAGACAUUGAGCGACCCCUGUCGCACGGCUCUCAUUCCUCACAUCACGACGACGACGAAGGAGAGGAAAAGGACAGCACAUCCAAUCACGAGAAAUUCGGCCAGCGAGACGACACCACUGCCGCCCACCAGAACGACCUGAUCACGGCCGCGACCUUUGGCGAGCCAUCGGGCGACGGCAUCUUUGCGUGCGAAGACCAGUGUGCGCCCUGCCGAACUCGGUCCCGCGCCUCGUCACUACGCUCCCGGGUGGCCGUCGUCGUGCCCCGGGCCAAGCGGCGGGGCUUGUUUGGACGAUUCGCCCUGAUCCCCGAGGUCGAGUCCCCGUAUGACUACACGAACUCGACCAAAUGGACCAUCACGGCGGCUAUCGCCAUGGCCACGGCAGGCGCCCCCAUGGGCUCGUCCGUCUUCUAUCCCGCCUUGCCAUCUCUGUCCAAGGAUCUUGGAACGACACAAACCGUCGCCAACAUGUCAGUGGCCCUGUACAUGCUGGCCAUGUCCAUCUUCCCGCUCUGGUGGUCCUCCUUCUCCGAGCAGUUUGGCCGUCGGACCAUCUACCUCACCUCCUUCGCCCUCUUUGUCGUCUUUGCCGUCCUCUGCGCCGUGAGCACCAAUAUGACCAUGCUCAUUGUCUUCCGCCUCUGCACGGGUGGCGCUUCGGCCAGCGUGCAGGCUGUCGGUGCAGGCACAAUCGCCGACAUCUGGGAGUCCUUUGAGCGGGGCAAAGCCAUGAGUCUGUUCUACCUCGGUCCUCUGCUGGGACCCCUCCUCGCGCCCAUCUUUGGUGGUAUCCUGGCCCAAGAGCUCGGCUGGCAGUCGACAAUGUGGUUCCUCGCCAUCUACGGGCUGUGCUGCUUCCUCCUCUUGUUCUUCUGCCUGCCCGAGACGCUGCCCAGGAAACGGGAGGAGCCGGCCUCCCCGCCACCUGCCACACUAGAACGGACAAGCUCGAUGGUAUCAGCCAAGGUCAAGACGCGCAAGCUGACGGCCGCGCUGAAGCGCUUCUUCAUCGACCCGCUGAGCGUCCUCCUGUUCCUGCGCUUCCCGCCCGUCUUGAUCACAGUGCUGGUCGCCGCCAUUGCCUUUGGCGCUCUGUUCGUCGGCAACAUCUCGAUCCAGCGCGAAUUCUCCAACGCCCCGUACAACUACAGGCAGCUCAUCGUGGGCUUUCUGUAUGCCCCGCCAGGCUUGGGCUACAUCACGGCCUCCUUCUUUGGCGGCAAGUGGAUCGACAAAAUCAUGGCGAGGGAAGCCAAAAAGGCCAACCGGUACGACGAAAAGGGCAAGCUCAUACUGCUGCCCGAGGAUAGGAUGCGGGAGAACAUGUGGAUUGCCAACUCUGUGUACCCCCUGUCGCUGCUGGGCUUUGGCUGGACGCUGCGGUACGGGAUACACUGGGCAGUGCCAUCCGUUUUUUUGUACUUUUUUGGUGUGUCGUCCAUGCUUGUGUUUGCCGCUGCCACCACCAUGCUCACCGAGUUUGUACGCAAGAAGAGCUCGGCUGGCGUGGCCGUCAACAACUUUGUGCGCAACAUUCUCUCGUGUGUGGGGACCGUCGUUGCCAACCCCUGGAUCAACGCCGUGCGUGUGGGCUGGGUGUUUACAACCAUCUCGCUGUUCUGCCUGGUCGCUGGGUUUCUGGGCAUUUGGACGUUGAGGAGGAAUGCCCAGAAGUGGCGAGAGGCAAUGGACAAGGCGCUGGAGAAUAUAUAG